AUGGGGGGUGCUGCUGGAGUUUUUCAUAAUGCCUCUGGUGCUUGGGUAUAUGGUUUUACUAAACCAUUGAGCCACAAAGAUGUUCUUCACGCUGAACUGCUUGCCCUAUACCAUGGGCUACAACUCGCCCAUCAUCACAAUUUACGAUCCUUACAAGUGAAAACGGACUCUCAGGAUCUCCAGGUGAUUCAGCUACAACACACAUUUAGGGAAGGCAAUACUGUGGUCGAUGUACUAGCCAAGCAUGGGAAGACAACCAAAUAUUUCCAAUCUACUGAUGUUAUCCUUUUUGAUGCACCACCUUCUUGUGCUUUACCACUUUUAGCUAAUGAUGUAAUAGGAACUGUAACUCUACGUUCAGCUCCAAACCUUGUACUGCACUAG
Molecule: messenger RNA, 384 nt
Organism: Nicotiana attenuata
Lineage: Eukaryota; Viridiplantae; Streptophyta; Magnoliopsida; Solanales; Solanaceae
Exons: 2
Coding region: 1-384 (127 amino acids)
Molecular function (GO): nucleic acid binding; RNA-DNA hybrid ribonuclease activity
Source: RefSeq, a predicted model, not a curated record